Elgaria multicarinata webbii is the source of this 2094-nucleotide messenger RNA. Its product is annotated as zinc finger protein 883-like. NCBI's taxonomy places the organism in Eukaryota, Metazoa, Chordata, Lepidosauria, Squamata, Anguidae. Gene Ontology annotation, molecular function: DNA-binding transcription factor activity, RNA polymerase II-specific; RNA polymerase II cis-regulatory region sequence-specific DNA binding. The coding region runs from base 1 to 2094 and encodes 697 amino acids. Gene Ontology annotation, biological process: regulation of transcription by RNA polymerase II. The record is from RefSeq and is a predicted model, not a curated record. The transcript is spliced from 4 exons.
AUGGACAUGAGGUUGCAGACAGUAGAAACAGGAGCCCCAUCGCCCCCUGGAAUCCUGUGUCAAGCACCUGCUUUGCCAGACGGGCUCCCAGACACAGAUGAAUUCACCUCUCCCCAGAAAUGCGGCAGAGGUGUCAGUCCGAUUCCGCUGCAGCCCGGGCAUGACCCAAGCCACGUGCGCCACACGGCUGAGGAUGCAUUGUGGAGGAGGAGGACAGCAGCGCUGCCAGCCAUGUACCUUCCCACUGGCUGGCCUGGUCCUGUUGCCACCGCCAUCCGUCUGGUUACGGUGGCUGCUGCUGCACAUGGCUUGUCCCACCAUGCUGAUCCGAUCCAUCGCGCUGCUCCAAUCCACCUCCAUCUGCGCCACCUUACCCACGCAAGCUGGCUGCCACUGCUUCUACACAGUUCAGCCAGCAGCCGGGGGCUCAUUGCUGCAAUCUAUCAUGCGAGAUCUCAGCUGGGCCAGAAGUCUCACGAGAUGUCCUGGGCUGGGAAAGAUGGCCGGCCUGCUGGGGAAAAGGCCUACCAGUGCAACCGUGGGCUGGGCACCCCCAUUAUCCUGGGAGAAUUUGCAGAAGUAGCUGAGAGCUCUUCCAUUCCUGACGUUGAGCCGUGGUGUCCAGAAACGAAACAGAAAGAUGAAGAUGCUGAGACCAGAUCCUUGGAUGCUGUGCAGGAGAGUGAGGAUAAGAGAGAACAUCUUAGCACAUCACAAGGAGGAAUAAAGGGUGGACUGUUUGAAGAGGACUUGAGCAAUCCAGAGAGAUCCAGAAGGAAGGAGGGAAACUAUACAAAAGAGAAGGACAAAUCCAUUUCAACUCAGAGCGGGGUCCACCUUGAACAAGAAGAACAAACAGGAGAGGGACACAGAAAGCACCUGGAUGCUCAUUUGAGAAUCCACACGGCAGAGAAACCCAGUCAAAGCUCACAGUAUGUGAAAAGAGACUGUCUGAGCCAACCAACCGUAAAAGGUCCAGUGCUUGACACAGAGGGGAAAAGUCAUACUGGUUUGGAGUGUACAAUGAGCUUCACACGGAGCUCACAACUUACAAGACACCAUCAACAAAUUCAUUCAGAGGAACUGUAUAUGUGUACACAAUGUGGAAACAGUUUCCACAAAAAAGAUCUCAAAGCACAUCAAAGGUGCCAUAGAACAUGGAAACCCUUUAAAUGCUCCUGGUGUGAAAAAAGCUAUGGGCAUAGCUCAAACCUUACCAGACAUGAAAGAGUUCAUACAGGGGAGAAACCCUAUGAAUGUGCAGAAUGUGGAAAGGCCUGCCGUGAUAACUCACAUCUUAUUACACACCAACGAAUGCACACAGGAGAGAAACCCUAUGCAUGUAAAGUAUGUGGAAAGAGCUUUUCAUAUAGUUCAUCCCUUAUUAUGCAUGAAAGAAUUCACACGGGAGAAAAACCCUUUCAAUGCUCAACAUGUGCAAAAUGCUUCAAAACGAACUCAGACCUUUCCAGCCAUGAAAGAAUCCACACAGGGGAGAAACCCUAUACAUGUAAAGAAUGUGGAAGGAGCUUUUCUCAGAGGGUAAACCUUAUUACGCAUGAAAGAAUUCACACAGGGGAGAAACCCUAUAUAUGUAAAGAAUGUGAAAAGAGCUUUUCACAUAGUUCAUCCCUUAUUAGGCAUGAAAGAAUCCACACAGGAGAGAAACCCUAUACAUGUAAAGAAUGUGGAAAGAGCUUUUCACAUAGUUCAUCCCUUAUUAGGCAUGAAAAAAUUCACACAGGAGAGAAAGCCUGUAUAUGUAAAGAAUGUGGAAGGAGCUUUUCUCAGAGGGCAAACCUUAUUACGCAUGAAAGAAUUCACACAGGGGAGAAACCCUAUAAAUGUGCAGAAUGUGAAAAGGGCUUUAGCGAUAACUCACAGCUUACUAAACACCAACGAAUUCACACAGGAGAGAAACCCUAUACAUGUAAAGAAUGUGGAAAUAGCUUCUCUCAGAGGGCAAUCCUUAUUGCGCAUGAAAGAAUUCACACAGGGGAGAAACCUUAUAAAUGUUCUAUAUGCAGUGAAACAUUCCGUUACAGUUAUCAGCUUGCGAGACAUCAAAGAACUCAUGCACAGGAGACUCCCUAG